Messenger RNA from Galeopterus variegatus (Sunda flying lemur), 939 nucleotides. RefSeq names its product olfactory receptor 51I1. The transcript has a single exon. Bases 1 to 939 code for a protein of 312 amino acids. Gene Ontology annotation, cellular component: membrane. NCBI's taxonomy places the organism in Eukaryota, Metazoa, Chordata, Mammalia, Dermoptera, Cynocephalidae. The record is from RefSeq and is a predicted model, not a curated record. Gene Ontology annotation, biological process: G protein-coupled receptor signaling pathway. Gene Ontology annotation, molecular function: olfactory receptor activity; G protein-coupled receptor activity.
AUGAGGGGCCUCAAUGGCACUCCCUUCCAGCCAGCCUCCCUGCAGCUGACAGGCAUUCCUGGGAUGCAGACAGACCAGUCCUGGGUUGCCCUGAUUUUCUGCAUCCUCUACCUGAUCUCCAUCAUAGGCAACCUCAUCAUCCUCGCUCUGGUGUUUCGACAUCCUGCUCUGCACCAACCCAUGUACUAUUUCCUCUCUAUGCUCUCUCUCAAUGAUCUGGGAGUGUCCCUUUCGACACUUCCCACUGUCCUUGCUACCUUCUGCUUCAACUACCACCGUGUUGGCUUCGAUGCUUGCCUGGUCCAGAUGUUCUUCAUUCACACUUUCUCUUUCAUGGAAUCAGGCAUACUGUUGGCCAUGAGCUUUGAUCGUUUUGUGGCUAUCUGUGACCCACUACACUAUGCCACUGUGCUCACCAAUAGCUGCAUCAUGGCUAUGGGACUGGGCAUCCUCACCAAGAGUUUCACCACUCUCUUCCCUUUUCCCUUUCUGGUGAAACGACUGGACUUCUGCAAGGGCAAUGUUUUGCAUCACUCGUACUGCCUCCAUCCAGACCUCAUGAAAGUGGCAUGUGGAGAUACACAUGUUAAUAACAUCUAUGGGCUCUUUGUGGUCAUUUUCACCUAUGGUGUGGAUUCAACUUUCAUCCUGCUUUCCUAUGCUUUGAUUCUGAGGACCGUGCUGGCCAUUGCAUCCAAGGAGCAGCAGCUGAAGGCACUCAACACCUGCAUGUCACACAUCUGUGCAGUGCUGGUCUUUUAUGUGCCCAUAAUUGCUGUCUCCAUGAUUCACCGCUUCUGGAAAAGUGCCCCACCUGUUGUUCAUGUUGUGAUGUCCAAUGUCUACCUUUUUGUACCCCCCAUGCUCAACCCAAUCAUCUACAGUGUGAAGACCAAGGAGAUCCGCAGAGGGAUCCUCAAGGUCUUCCAUAAAUCCUAG